Molecule: messenger RNA, 512 nt
Organism: Exaiptasia diaphana
Lineage: Eukaryota; Metazoa; Cnidaria; Anthozoa; Actiniaria; Aiptasiidae
Exons: 2
Coding region: 72-461 (129 amino acids)
Source: RefSeq, a predicted model, not a curated record
CAUUAAUCAAGAGGCGUCUCACAUCGUUUGCAAAUGAUUUUCAAGUUCGUAAUCUUUCUCAUUCUGGUUUGAUGUUGAAAACAAAGAAUGACCAAGAGUUUGUGUUGGAGUUUAUGUCUGAUGGUAAAGUACAUCUGUACAAAGCAGAAUACGGUCUUGACAAGGAGAGAGUGCCAGAUGUAACCGACGUGAUUCGAAUGCGAGACGAGAUGGGAAUGGAAUGGUCGUGGAUUAUGCAACGACACGGUCAAAUCGUCCCUAAAAACAACCAAGUGACGCCAAAUGAAGCAAGAAAACAAGUGCAGCGACGCGUCGGUCGAGAUUACGACAUUAUCAGAACAGACCCACACAACGCACAGGAGGAGAUGAGGAAAUAUUUUGGAGUAGAAGUCAAAAAUGAUUAUUUGGCAGAAGGAUAUGACAAAGUAGACGAUGAAGACGAAGAAGACGAUCUUCAGUAGCAAAUGUUUCUUUCUUGGUUUCACUGAUAAAUAAAUAUGACAUAAAUUGUU